AUGUACCAUCACUAUCACGCCUUCCAAGGCAGAAAGCUUACUGACCAAGAAAGAGCACGCGUGUUGGAGUUUCAAGAUUCCAUUCACUAUUCUCCGCGGUACUCAGACGAUAACUAUGAGUACAGGCAUGUGAUGUUACCUAAGGCCAUGCUAAAAGUUAUCCCAUCUGAUUACUUCAAUUCGGAAGUGGGGACCCUGCGUAUAUUAACAGAAGACGAAUGGAGAGGCCUCGGCAUCACACAGUCUUUGGGGUGGGAACAUUAUGAAUGCCAUGCGCCAGAACCACACAUUUUGCUAUUCAAAAGGCCGCUGAACUACGAGGCCGAGCUGAGGGCAGCGACCGCUGCUGCUCAACAGCAACAGCAACAGCAGCAACAGCAGCAACAACAACAACAGCAACAUCAAACACAAUCGAUUUCGAACGAUAUGCAAGUUCCACCCCAAAUCUCCUAG
Molecule: messenger RNA, 453 nt
Organism: Saccharomyces cerevisiae S288C
Lineage: Eukaryota; Fungi; Ascomycota; Saccharomycetes; Saccharomycetales; Saccharomycetaceae
Gene: CKS1
Product: cyclin-dependent protein kinase regulatory subunit CKS1
Exons: 1
Coding region: 1-453 (150 amino acids)
Cellular component (GO): cyclin-dependent protein kinase holoenzyme complex
Molecular function (GO): cyclin-dependent protein serine/threonine kinase regulator activity; protein kinase activator activity
Source: RefSeq, marked reviewed